This is a messenger RNA of Teleopsis dalmanni, 1595 nucleotides long. RefSeq lists its product as uncharacterized. The transcript has 5 exons. The record is from RefSeq and is a predicted model, not a curated record. Bases 102 to 1394 code for a protein of 430 amino acids. NCBI's taxonomy places the organism in Eukaryota, Metazoa, Arthropoda, Insecta, Diptera, Diopsidae.
UAUGUUUGAAGUACGUUACCAAAUUAUCUUUGACGUUGUAUUUGCUUAUAAAAUUCUUGUAUUGUGAAAUAAAUUUUAAGAAAAUAAAAAUAAAUCGUAACAUGGGGAUCGCAGGUAAGCGAAUAUUGAAGGCGUUGAUUCAGUUGAAAAAUCCUGCAAGUGCAGAGGAUAUCGUUAAACACCUGGCGAAGACAUCGAAAAAGGGCUACGAGCUUUUGCGUACUGACGUCAUGGAAACCAUAACCAUAGCAAAAAAACUUCGUUUCAUUGACUUUAAAAACGGUUUGUAUAGCUAUACCAUUGCCAAUAAAAAGACACGCAAAAAGCACGCUAAGAAAGAUAAUAAAAAUAGCUGUGGAUUCAAUACUGAGAAACGUCCAGAGUCCCCAUCAAAAGAGUGGAUACAAUUUGAUGACACGGAACCACGUGAAAGAAUUGCGAAGAAUUCGGAAGACAUUGGAUACAAAUUGGGUUCCCAGCAAUCAUAUUUAAGUUACAUAGAGGAGUUUAACGAAGUUAAUCAACCUCAAGCAUUUGAUGAAGUGAAGAAGGUGAAGCCGAAUUUUUCGGUUAAAAAACUGAAAUUGAGCCAUGAAUUCAAAGAAAAAAAAAAGAUAUAUAAUCCUUUCGUGACUUUUGGUAAAAGACUUAAACGCUGUGCGUCCUCAGAUGGCGAAGAAUAUAUCCCCAAUAAGAAAAGAAAACUGACUUCAAAACAGGAUAGUGAUCGUAUCUUGGUUCCUCAGCGAAAACUUGGGAAAUAUAUGCCCUCAGAUGAUUUAUCAAAAAACCGAAGGGGGUCAGCAAAAUCCAACCAUCAGAUUCCAACUGGUCAAGCAGAAAAGCGAAAUAGAAGUUCUGAUAAUGGAAGUGCAACUCGUCUUUGGAGCCAUCCUCAUUUGUUAUCACGUGAGAAGGAACAGCCUGCAGCACUAAAUGAAUCUUAUAUUCAAUACAAAAUUCAUGAUAUAAUUGAUGAUUUAGCGAAACUUAAGAAUAAUUCAAAUUCAAACACAGGUAUUCAACGUUUGGGUAACUCAAAUGUUGGUGUUGCGUCCCAUAACCGUACAAAACAACGUGACCUAGAAAAUUUCGUAGAACAGCCGAAUCACUUCUUCAAAACAUAUGGCAAUAAAAGUGAAAUGAGCGAAGACAUUGUUAAGAAAAAAAUUGUUGAAGUGAUUCGGCAGUUUGACCUACUUAACUCGUACUCAGGAGUUACGCUUUCGGAUAUAGAUAGUGCAAAAACCAUUAUUCAUGAGAUUAUAAAUAAUUAUGCAAAUAUAAGUGAAUCAUGUGGCGAAAGUUCUGAGAAAAAAAGCACAGACACAGAUAGUGUUGAUAAUUAUAUGGAUGAGGGUCCAGGAUCAUCCUGGUGGGAUUAUUCUAAAUAGUAUGUGUUUCGCUAAAGAUAUUUUUUGUCAAGUGAAAAUAAAUAUUUGUGAUAACCUCCGAUCUAGUUUCUAAUGAAGUUCAAGAAAAUUUGAAAAACUGCUACAUUAACGGACUCUUUGACUUGUUUUAAUUCUAUUUUGUAUGAGUAUUUCACUUGAAUUUAGACACAAAAUUCUUUGCAUGAAUAAAAAACAAAUAAA